UGACAGAUGUAAUUUGGCAAGGACGAGAAAAGCAGUGCGGCCAAAGUUUUUCAAACAUUGUAACCAGUUCGCCAGAAUACCAAAUUCAAUUUCGGGUGUUAAAAAAAGUAACAAAAUUUACUUUACCGGUAACAGUGAGAAUAGGUCUGAUAAUUUCUCAACAUGCAGAUUAUUCCGCAGUACUCCGUAACGCUGCUGUCGCCAUUUAGUACACUUUGUAACUGAAUCCCUGUUGUGCUUGCCUGCUUGUUUAUACCUCAACUUUUGUUCGUACUCAGUUCUUGAACGUCCUGGCAUGAUUUUGCGAUGCGGAUACCGAAUAAUCGAUACCCGUGCUUGUGUUAAAGGCAUGUCGGAACACAAUUAUCAGUCCUGAUACAAUGCAAAGCAAAAGCUUGAUAUGACAAUACCAUUACAAUAGCCAUUAUUAUAAAAAAAAAACUCGGCGCGCUGAUUUAUAAUUCAAACAACAGUAUAUUUUGAGCAUUUCUGUGAUAACUAAUCCUAGACCCUUUUGAAAAUGCCUUUUUAUGCUGUAGCAAAAGGACGGAAAGAGGGUGUAUACACCACUUGGGCCGAAUGCGAACAGCAAGUUAAAAAAUUUAGCGGCGCUAUAUUCAAAAAGUUUUCUACACUCUCCCAAGCUACCGAUUUUUUAUUGGAAAAGCAAAAAGCAAAUAUUUUACUGGGAUGCUUAAAACUUCCUGCCGAUGACGAGUUAAGGCCUGCAAUAAUGCAAGAAGAACCUGAUUAUAUUCCUUUACAACCGAAAAUGCCAAUAACGAACGAUAUAAAAGAAGAGCCAGUGGACACAGUGGACAUGUUAUGGUUCGAGGAUGUCAAUGGUGAUAAAGAAUUGCUGACAGCGAUUGGUGAAUUAAAGGAAUAUCCAGACGAAAGUAAAAUGGGAGUCAAGGCAUUAAUGCAAACUAUGAAUCGAAAUUCUAAAUUGCAACGGGUUAAAAUUGGUACCUAUAUUUUUAAUGUUAGUAGAAAUGAUUACAUUGAUGUGUACAUUGGUGGACACACCGAAAAUGUUGGUAAUUGGAACUGUGUAGCUGGCUAUGGUGUUUACUUUGGCAAAAACCAUCCCUUAAACAUAGCAGAAGCGGCAAGUGGACGCAUGACACGAAAUGUAGGUGAUAUCGAAGCAGCCAUAGCAGCUAUUGAAAGUGCUAUACGAGUUGAUAUUCCUAAACUUUGCUUACACACGAGCUCAGAAUUUCUUCUUAACGCGGUAGCUUUUUGGAUGAAUAAUUGGCAGCGUAAUAAAUGGCGUAACAAGGAAGGCAAAGUUAUACAGAACCGAAAGCAAUUUGAAAAGUUAUAUAAACUACUCCAUGAAAGCCCUAUCGAUAUAACAUGGGCUGAUGCUCGUAAAGAAUUGUGCUCCUCGAAAUGCAUGAAAGGUGUACAAAAGCUGGCGGAAAUCGGGACAGAAGAAUAUCUGGAUCAGCACCCCAGUAAGGACGACAGUUUUUCAAUAGAAUGCUCCAACUUCUUUGAUUUCUUUUAAAUUCUGUCAAAAUAGUAUGUUGUAUAUGAAUGUUUUUUAAACUAAAUGUUUAAAUUGA
Ceratitis capitata (Mediterranean fruit fly) is the source of this 1574-nucleotide messenger RNA. RefSeq names its product ribonuclease H1. Gene Ontology annotation, molecular function: RNA-DNA hybrid ribonuclease activity; magnesium ion binding; nucleic acid binding. The transcript is spliced from 4 exons. The record is from RefSeq and is a predicted model, not a curated record. The coding region runs from base 521 to 1516 and encodes 331 amino acids. Gene Ontology annotation, biological process: DNA replication, removal of RNA primer. NCBI's taxonomy places the organism in Eukaryota, Metazoa, Arthropoda, Insecta, Diptera, Tephritidae.